CCCGCACUCCGCUUUGCGCAGUGUGUUGGGUACCGUGUGUAUCCGGCAUCGCCGGUAGCGCCCGUUCAGUUUCUGCGCGAGCAACUGCGCAGGAACUCGGCGAAGUGUGCCCCGAAGCCUGUGUGAAAAGCGUUGCUCGCAUCCAUCGAGCGCUGGAGCUAACGGUGAUAACCGACAGCUACGUCAUCGGGCGUUUGCCCGAUGAACGCGCGAGGCGGCAACAGCACAUCAGGGAGUGUCAUUUUCGGUGUGGUGUCCGUCGUGCGUCCCGAACACAUGUGGAUGCCGCGUGCCCUGUUGGUGGUCUGCGUCGUAGCGCUAAUCAUCGUGUCCUGCCUGGUCGGGCUCUAUGUGGCGGGAAUACUGCGACGACGCGGAAUGUUCUCGCAAAGGGACCCUAAUGGGCCGGGUGGUAACAGCGGCUACCCGUCCGGCUACGAAUUCGGAUGGCAGCAAGCACCGCGGUGUACAACAAGUGGAACUCCAGUAGCCUACUCCUGUGCGGCGGCCACGCCGACGUGGCAGUAUCCUGCGCCAAACGCAUACGGAGCGCAGCAAGGAUACUCUGGACAGCCGUGGGCAGCUCAGCAACACAGCUACCCGCCACCGUAUUACCCGCCGGGAACUGCAGCGCCCAAGAACGUGGCCCCGCUGUACCCCGUUUAGAGCGUACCAAACUACCGCUAAGCCUUUGUGUUCCACAUAAGUACCGCUUAGAAGCGGAAGUUUUGAAAGCAUUUUUCACUCGUCGAAUUUUUACGGCGUUUCUCGCGCUUAUUCGCGGAUGCAAUUACAAUUCCUUAGGACAGGUGCAGUUAUACGCGUACUUAUUUAUGUGCAUCUCAGGAAUUUUAUUUUAUGUGAGACAUUGCUCCAUAUACGUCGUGAUUUUAGUAGAGUGCCAUUGUAUCCGGGGGGGUGGAAAUUAUUUGCCAAACUGAUCCACUUUUUUUUGAGCCCAAAUAGAUUGAAGUUAAAGGGAUACUGACACAUAAUUUUUCAGUUACAUUUUUCCCUUUUUUUGCGUCGAAUGAUAUUUCAAGCUCCUGAGGGCGUAGGAAAUCUACCGAUAAGCGCGGUUGCACCCGCAAAAUUAAUUACAGCACGCUUUUAAAUGCACGUUUGGGUUUCUAAUGUACGCUGACGUCACUACAUGUAGAGUUACUGACGUCACUACAUGUACAGUUACUGACGUCACUACAUGUACAGUUACUACGUCAGUGUACGUAGAGUUCCUGAAUGUACUACCUUUAGGUGGUAUGGUUGCACGUACCUUUUUCCUUUCGCCGCUCAUGCCGCUAUUCGGCGAGCGCUGUCACGUGGUGCCAAGUGACGUCAAAUGUUCAAAUUCACGCGGCAAAGCCAACUUUAAGGGCACAACGGCGCGGCACCCACGCGUUCUCUGCCCGCGCCGACCAAGUUGCCGUCAGUCCCAUCAUCACCGCCAUUAGCAGUCGUCGAGCGUUUCAGCGCGCAUGCGCGCGUCGAGGGUGCUUUGUUAAUGGGCUCCAUACCUUGGCGAAGUGUUCGAAAGUUGAGUGCUGUGCACCUACUGCCGGCAGCUAUUUGUCGUCCAUACUGUCUAUACCGUUGUACAAAUAAAAUCUAAUUGAAAAGCU
This is a messenger RNA of Rhipicephalus microplus (southern cattle tick), 1619 nucleotides long. RefSeq lists its product as uncharacterized. NCBI's taxonomy places the organism in Eukaryota, Metazoa, Arthropoda, Arachnida, Ixodida, Ixodidae. The record is from RefSeq and is a predicted model, not a curated record.